AUGACAAUUGAUUAUUAUCCACUUUCUCAACCUAAACCGCAAGCAACAACAUGUUCAUCUGUUAUUAAAAUGAUUUUAGUUUUACAAACAAAACCAAAUUCCUAUAAAUCAUUUUUAUCUCGAAUUGCACUUAUUCGUUGUUGUCCACAUCCAUUAAAAUCAACUGUUGAAAAACAAUUAAAAAAUUAUGAAGCUGAUAUAUCUGAAGAAAAUACAAAAUCUCUUUUAUCGAUUGCUAAAACUAUAACAUAUGAAAAUUCUAUUCCAUUGUGA
Rotaria sordida is the source of this 273-nucleotide messenger RNA. Lineage: Eukaryota; Metazoa; Rotifera; Eurotatoria; Philodinida; Philodinidae. The record is from the annotation of a GenBank genome assembly.